AUGCACGGGUCCAUCGAAACGCUCUUUCCCACGCUCCUUCGUCAAACCUCACGAACUGCAUUAUCACGACGAUCCUCCUCACCAAUGCCCUGUCGAAUGGCACUUCUCUCUCGCCAAAAACUCGACAAAGAAACCUCAACCAAAAGUCCUGAUCUGCGUCGUUGUCUCGGCCAUAACCGGAUUCUCCGCCGGUCGAUGGAAAUCGCCCACGAAGACAUGAAGAAAGCGAUGAUGACGAUGCGAGUGGACGACGGCCCUCUCGAUGCCAAGAUGGAGACGCCGCCGAUGUCCAUCCUUCGAGACCAGAUCGCCAGUGCGCUCAAAGCCGUCGUGCGACGUCGGAUGCCGAGUGAUCACGACGCAAAAGCAGUGGAGUUGACUCGUGUCGAGUCGAACGGUCCUCAGUCGGGGGAGGCGCCGUCGGUCAAGACAGCCUCGGUUUCUUCCAGAUCACGCAGAUAUGCGGCGAAGUUCACGUUUGGGCGGAAGUGGGAGCCGUCUCCGGUUCAGUUGGUGACUUGA
Aspergillus tanneri is the source of this 522-nucleotide messenger RNA. RefSeq lists its product as uncharacterized. The transcript has a single exon. The coding region runs from base 1 to 522 and encodes 173 amino acids. Lineage: Eukaryota; Fungi; Ascomycota; Eurotiomycetes; Eurotiales; Aspergillaceae. The record is from RefSeq and is a predicted model, not a curated record.